Colletotrichum phormii is the source of this 1731-nucleotide messenger RNA. RefSeq lists its product as uncharacterized. The record is from RefSeq and is a predicted model, not a curated record. The coding region runs from base 1 to 1731 and encodes 576 amino acids. NCBI's taxonomy places the organism in Eukaryota, Fungi, Ascomycota, Sordariomycetes, Glomerellales, Glomerellaceae. The transcript has 3 exons.
AUGUCCAACUCCGGCGACUCGUUCUCAUACGCGCAGUAUUUGCACCCAAACGAUAUCCCCGAGGACGACCCGUUCAAUCCUCCGCCUGCGCACGAAGAUGAAACUCCUGACCUGUCUAUGGAAGACUUAGAUGACCUGUUCGACGAUUUGGACAUGGAGAACGAGCCAAAUCACGACGGGGCGGAUGGAUCUACAACGACCAAUGGUCCAUUCGGCAGCCUACAGCAGACCACUUCGGAGAAUGACGCCGUCGAUGAUGCUGCUUCGAUCAGUCAGGCUUCAAUUGAGGCCCAGCCAGAGGACGAUACAUCUAGCCCAGCGAGCUCAAGCAAGGCCACUCGAGAUAAUGAGGCCAUCGACGCCGAGUCCCCUAAUACUGAGGCAUCUCCCGACGAGAUCACAGACACUGAAAUGUCGAACGCUAUCACUCCAGGCCCUUCGGGCGACAGCAUAUUGAACGAUGGGAUGGCCGACGAGCCCACUCCGAGGUCUAAACUAAGAAAAAUGGCUGUGUCUGUUGAAUAUAAGCCCGUGUUCGCGGAGGGAGAGGAAGAAAGCCUCAGAGGCGUCGCCGCAGAGGCACUCGUAGCGAUGUUCACUCUGAAAAGAAACGAGAAGCUCGCCGCUCACAACGCCCGUCUUGUUCAAGACGCAGUCCUAGAGCACACUCGAAUUCGUGGCUGGACUGCUAUCAAUGCACCCGCCAGCCAACGCCAUCGAAAUGCGGAUCCUGUGCCCAGCCCAGACCUGGGCUCAUCAACAGCAGCUCAAACUCCGUCACUGGUGCUCCGGUUCAGAGGCAUCAACGAACCGACCGAAGAUGAAGCGCGUCUGCCAAGUGACAGCUUGUGUCGACCAGCAUCAGCUCGGCGUCCAUUGCCGACGAGUAGGCCCAAUACAGAAAAUCAACAACCGCAAUCACCACCGGCGGUAGACCCAGCGACUGGAUCAAAUGCCGUCGCACCCGCUCCGCAGACGAUAACUGCAGCAUCUGCGGCGAAUAAUCGGCAGACGAGGGCCACGACUGGCGCGAGGGCAAUGUGCACAUGCUCCUCGUGCAAAAAGCUCGACACAGUCAACGGAAUUGGGCUGAUAAAGGCCGUCAAGACAAUCGUCGAGCACAUACGUGCCGACGAGAUCAUCGCAAAGGGCAAGAAGGCCGAAGUGCCCUGCAAUGGGUGCGCCAAAGGCAAUCACGGCGAUGAUUGCUGUUACAACGGCGGGAAUUCUUGCUCGGCUUGUAUUCGGAAAAAGGAGAAGUGCUCAUUCUCCAAGAAAGAGUCCAAGGGAAGGAAGAGAGAUCAGGGGAAAGUGAGGCAGGAGGAGGCACCGGGCAAUGACGAUGGCGAGGACGAGGGCGAAGACGAGGCGAACGCGGAGGAGAGAUUGGAGGUGGAGGAACCGCCGAAGAAGAAGCAGAGGCGUACGAGGGCGAGCAGAAACAGCCCUCAGAAUACGCAACCACCUCCUAUCAGUGAGGAGGCUGUGGAGCCGCCGCCUGCGACCUCAAGGCGUAGGCCGGUGAACAGGAGGAGCUCUCGACCUGCGCGACAGCAACAGGUUGAGCCACCUAGAUCCAGUAGUCGCGGAGGUAGCUCCAGCGUUGAUGGGUCUAAGACCAUUGAUGGCAGUUCUCCUUCUACCUCCGGCACAGCGGACGAGGGAGGGCAGUCGCCUUCGAGUGGAACGCCCGGUUCUCCCCGCGGCGCAGAAGAAUCUUGGGCCGCCUGA